ACACACACACACACACACACACACACAUGAACAAGAUGCCCUGAGAGAAAGUCUCUCAGUAAAGGAAGCGACGACCCCUGCAAGCUGCAUAUAUUUGGGAAGAGCCAAAUUCACAGCCAAUAGGAAGCCGAUAUCCCCCUUCCUAUGGUGGAGCGGCCCGUGCAGGAGCCUUGGAGCGCAGAAAUGGAGUUCUUAGUCCAAUCAAGGAGCCGAAGCGAGUGACUGUUCCACUCGUGCCCUGCAAUGACCUAAAUGCCCUUCUACCCAUCUACCCCCACGGUCCCGUCAUUUCAUGGUCCCAAUGAAGCCAGUUGUAAGACAUUAAAAAGCCAUAAACAUGCUGGGCAUGUACGUGCCAGACAGAUUUUCCCUGAAGUCUUCCAAAGUCCAAGACGGGAUGGGGCUGUAUACGAGCAGGCGAGUCAAAAAGGGGGAGAAGUUUGGUCCUUUUGCUGGAGAAAAGCGGAUUCCCAAUGAGGUGGAUGAAGACAUAGACAACAGAUUAAUGUGGGAGGUCCGGGGAAACAAAGGAGAAGUGCUGUAUGUUUUGGAUGCAACAAAUCCACGUCACUCCAAUUGGUUACGAUUUGUCCAUGAAGCUCCUUCACAAGAGAAGAAGAACUUGGCAGCUAUUCAGGAGGGGGAGAACAUAUUCUAUCUAGCAGUUGAUGACAUAGAAACAGAUACUGAAUUACUAAUUGGUUACUUGGAUAGUGACAUGGAAGAAGCUGAAGAAGAAAAUACAGAGAUUAUUAAUGUAGUCAGCAAAGAAGAGGAUGACAACAUAAAAGAAAGUCAGCAGCCAUCUGAAAAAGAAUACGUAACAUGUAAGGAGGACCAUCGAUGUCCUCAUUGUGAAUCAAGUUUUCCAAGUCAAGAGAUUCUGGCAGAACAUCUUCAGGCUCUGCAUCAGAAGCCUGUUGAAGAGAAAGAAUUUAAAUGCAGAAACUGUGGCAAGAAAUUCCCUGUGAAACAGGCUUUGCAGAGACAUGUACUCCAGUGUACUGAGAACAUUAUCCACGGGGACUCUUCAAGCAGUUAUCAGUGUUCGGUUUGCAAUAGCUCCUUCAGCUCUUCGUUGAGUCUGGAGCAGCACAAAGAGGCCUGCAAAGGAGAUGCAAGGUUCAUUUGCAAGGCUGAUAGCUGUGGAAAGAGAUUCAGAAGCAAAGAUACACUGAAAAAACACAAAGAAAAUGUCCAUACAGGAAACGCUAAGAAAAAGCUUAUGUGCUCCGUGUGCAAUAAGAAAUGUUCCUCGUCACUCAAUCUACAAGAGCAUCGAAAGGUUCAUGAGAUCUAUGAGUGUCAGGAUUGUGACAAGAAAUUUAUCUCAGCUAACCAGCUUAGACGGCAUAUGAUUACCCACUCAGAAAAGCGCCCCUACACAUGUGAGGUUUGCUGUAAGUCCUUCAAACGACUUGAUCAAGUGACCGCACAUAAAAUUAUUCACAGCGAAGACAAACCUUAUCAGUGCAAGCUCUGUGGAAAAGGAUUUGCCCACAGAAAUGUUUACAAGAAUCACAAGAAGACUCAUUCUGAAGAAAGACCAUUCCAGUGUGAGGAAUGUAAGGCUUUGUUCCGCACACCAUUCUCACUGCAGAGACACCUGCUAAUACAUAACAGUGAGCGUACCUUUAAAUGUGAUCACUGUGAUGCCACAUUUAAAAGGAAAGAUACAUUAAAUGUACAUAUUCAGGUGGUACAUGAUGGUCACAAGAAGUACAAAUGUGAUUUAUGUGACAAAGCCUUUGUUACUCCUUCCGUACUUAAGAGUCAUAAAAAAACGCACACGGGGGAAAAAGAGAAAAUAUGCCCUUACUGCGGCCAGAAGUUUGCAAGCAAUGGUACACUUAGAGUUCAUAUUCGAAGCCACACAGGUGAGCGCCCUUACCAGUGUCCCUACUGUGACAAAGCAUUCAGUAAGAAUGACGGGUUAAAGAUGCACAUCAGGACACACACAAGGGAAAAGCCAUACCAGUGUUCUGAGUGCAACAAGGCUUUCAGCCAAAAAAGAGGUCUAGAUGAACACAUGAGGACCCACACAGGAGAAAAACCAUUCCAAUGUGAUGUUUGUGAUCUGUCGUUUAGUCUUAAAAAAAUGUUAAUCCGACACAAGCUGACUCACAACCCUAAUCGUCCAAUGGCAGAAUGCCAGCUCUGUCACAAGAAGUUUACAAGAAAUGACUACCUCAAAGUACACAUGGAAAACGUUCAUGGUGAAACAGAUAGCUAAUUCUCAAUGGCCAGUACUUAUGUGUGAAGCUUAAUCCUGCCCACUUCUGAAAUACCAGGUUUGAAGAAUAGGAAUUAUCUGACUGUAACGUUAUUAUUUAUGUAGCAUCAAUAUAUAUAUAUCACAGUGCCAUACACAAUAACUAUAGGGAUAAAAUGUAGUUGAUGUUGGAAAAACUGAUGUUGAUCGUAUCCCAACAUCUCAUGUGAAACAGUAGCUUGAAACCCAAAACCUUAUUGUGGGGUAGGGAUGCUGUGAGUUCAGCCACAUCUAAAAACAAAACUUCAUAUAGUUCUAUGAUAUCUGUAAAUGUUAUAUUAACAACAAAGCACAUUUUAGCCUGCCUGUUCCAUCAUAAUGCCUUGAACGCUUACAUAUUGUAAGUCAUACAUCUGAUAGCUAUUUACUAUAUUAAUCAGGGGCAGAACAAUGAUUGGUUUAUUAGGAAUUGCAUCCCAAGCAAUUUUAGAAACCUAUUAAAUAUUACCAUUAUAAAAUGAUGGUAACUAUCCUGGGUCCAUAUAUUCUGCAGUGCAAAGUCAGUAAUGCAGAGUUUCUUGUCCUCUACAUUUUUCUUGUACCAAUGGUAAUAACUGAAACUUGGGUUCCUAGUGGUUUUAGAACCAAAUUAGUGAAACAAACUUUGGACAAGCCUGAUGUACCUUAACAUUGUUCUCAUGAAAACUGAUAACUUUCAGGUGUCAAAAUGUGAUGUUUCACUUCAAUUGUUUCUCACAUUUAAAUGUAAUUGUAUUGUAUUCUUGUAACUAUCCAUUCAUCAACCAGCUCUCUUCAAUUUUCUAAAACAUUUUAGUGUUGACAAUAAACACAUAAAAA
Messenger RNA from Xenopus laevis (African clawed frog), 3070 nucleotides. It is a transcript of the gene prdm5.L, whose product is annotated as PR domain 5 L homeolog. Gene Ontology annotation, biological process: regulation of DNA-templated transcription; regulation of transcription by RNA polymerase II; positive regulation of transcription by RNA polymerase II. Gene Ontology annotation, molecular function: DNA-binding transcription factor activity, RNA polymerase II-specific; transcription cis-regulatory region binding; DNA-binding transcription factor activity. Lineage: Eukaryota; Metazoa; Chordata; Amphibia; Anura; Pipidae. The coding region runs from base 338 to 2233 and encodes 631 amino acids. The record is from RefSeq and is a predicted model, not a curated record. Gene Ontology annotation, cellular component: nucleus. The transcript has 16 exons.